AUGCCCAUUCUUGCUGAUUUAAAAUAUUAAGUUGAACUUUAAAUGAAGAAGACUUAAUCUAACAGAGUUGCCCCCAGUCCGAAGGAGAAAGUAAUGCUCUUGACCCGUAUUCUCUAUGAAAAGAAACCAAUUAAAGAAGCUUGUGAGGAGUUACGAAUGUCAUAUGCCUGGGGUAAGGCCAUAUGGUCUGAGCACAUAUCCCAAUAUAAUAAAUCAAAAAAACUAUAUAAAAAAAAAAAUGAUUCUCCCAAAACUCCCCCCAGCGAGACAGAAUAAAUCACUAAAAAGGUCGCCGGCGUCAAAAUGCUUCCUUAAGGACAACACAUCAGCAAAAAAUUCCACAUUCAAAUUUUAAUUCAUGGGAAUCCUGUCGUCUCUAAAAAGAGUUUUGAUUGA
Paramecium tetraurelia is the source of this 396-nucleotide messenger RNA. RefSeq lists its product as uncharacterized. Lineage: Eukaryota; Ciliophora; Oligohymenophorea; Peniculida; Parameciidae. The record is from RefSeq and is a predicted model, not a curated record. The transcript is spliced from 2 exons.